This is a messenger RNA of Carassius carassius (crucian carp), 4730 nucleotides long. Its product is annotated as mucin-2-like. Lineage: Eukaryota; Metazoa; Chordata; Actinopteri; Cypriniformes; Cyprinidae. The record is from RefSeq and is a predicted model, not a curated record. The transcript has 10 exons. The coding region runs from base 37 to 3261 and encodes 1074 amino acids.
CAUGCAACAGCUUCAACCCUGGUUAUAUUCUCAACAAUGGCCCAGUCUACACACACAGCCCAGUCUGUUACUUCACAAUAUACUCAAACUGAAAUCCAACCUAUAACUAAUGCCCAAUCCACAAUUACUAUACCACAACUUGCAACAGCUACAACCCUGCCUAUAUUCUCAACAACGGCUCAGUCUAUACAUACAGCCCAGACCAUUACUUCACAAUCUACACAAACUGAAAUUCAACCUGCAACUAGUGCCCAAUCAACAAUUACUACAUCACAACUUCCAACAGCUACAACCCAGCCUAUAUUCUCAACAACUGCCUAUACUGUAACUAUUUCACAACCUACACAAACUGCAAUCCCACCUAUAACUACAGCUACAUCUCAACCCAACUCAGAAAUAACCCAACUUCAGAGUACAAAAACUGUUGCAAUCCAGUCUACAAUUAUAACUCAACCAACAUAUACCACAGCUUCCAAUGCUACCAGGAAAGACCAGACCACAACUACAUCCCAACCUAUAUCAUCUACAAUCCAGUCAACGACAACAUCAAACCCUGCAACAGCUACAACAGUUAAACAGUCAACAAUUAUAACCCAGCAAAUUACAACAGCUACAACUGCGACUAGAACAACUCAGCUGACAGCAACAAUGCCAUUGACAACAAAUUCACCCCAACCCACCAGUACAAUUCAAGCAAUCAAAUCUACAGCUACAACCCAAACUAUAACUCUUACAAUCCCACCCACCACUAUUACAACUCAGUCUACAGCAGCAACUACAUCCCAACUACAACCCAAACCAACUUUUACAAACCAAAUGACUACACAACAACUUUCAACUGGUACAACCCAGUUUAUAUCUGCUGCAACCCAACCUACAACAAAUGCAAUCCAGACUUCAACCCCACCUGUAUCUCCUGCUCUGACUCUAACACAGCCUUCAACCCAGCCUACAACUUCAACUAUACCUGCAACUACCACCCAAGCAAAAACAACUGCAACCCACCCUAUAUCUACUGCUACCCUUACUACAGGAACAAACCAUAUUGCUAUCACAACUACAACCACACCUUUACUUGAAACAACAGAACCGCUCACAACUACAGUGGAAGUCAGAUUUUCCAGCUCAGAAACAUUUUAUACUUCACUUUUUGACAGAAAUUCAGAUCUCUAUAAAGAACGAGAAAGAAGAGUCAAAAAGGAGUUUGAGCCUAUCUUUAAAAAAGCAUUCCAGUUCUUCUUCAGACUGAUAGUGAUUAGAUUCAGUCCUGGAUCAGUCAUCACAGACAUGAAUUUGGAAUUCAAGAAAGACAGUCUUUUGCCAGAUGACAAUGAGAUCAUACGUACUAUCACCAGUGCCAAUACUACAUUUAAUAUCACCAUUGCAGAAGUUAUACCAAAAGCUGACCUUUCCACUACUACCAAACAUACUGCAACCACAAUCAGGCCCACUGAAGUAAAGAUAACCACACAUCAACCAACAACACUGACAACAAAAACAGCAACAACAAAAGCCACAACCACCACGCCAACAACAAAUGCUACGACCACCACACCAACAACAAAUGCUACAACCACUACGCCAACAACAAAUGCCACAACCACCACGCCAACAACAAAUGCCACAACCACCACGCCAACAACAAAAGUCACAACCACCACGCCAACAACAAAUGCCACAACCACCACACCAACAACAAAUGCCACAACCACCACGCCAACAACAAAUGCCACAACCACCACGCCAACAACAAAUGCCACAACCACCACGCCAACAACAAAAGCCACAACAACCACGCCAACAACAAAUGCCACAACUACCACUCCAACAACAAAUGCCACAACCACCACGCCAACAAUAAAAGCCACAACCACCACGCCAACAACAAAAGCCACAACAACCACGCCAACAACAAAUGCCACAACUACCACUCCAACAACAAAUGCCACAACUACCACGCCAACAACAAAUGCUACAACAACCACGCCAACAACAAAAGCAACAACCACCACGCCAACAACGAAUGCCACAACCACCGCGCCAACAACAAAUGCCACAACCACCACGCCAACAACAAAUGCCACAACUACCACUCCAACAACAAAUGCCACAACCACCACGCCAACAAUAAAAGCCACAACCACCAUGCCAACAAAAAAAGCCACAACAACCACGCCAACAACAAAUGCCACAACUACCACGCCAACAACAAAUGCCACAACUACCAGGCCAACAACAAAUGCUACAACUACCACGCCAACAACAAAAGCCACAACCACCACGCCAACAACAAAAGCCACAACCACCACGCCAACAAUAAAAGCCACAACCACCACGCCAACAACAAAUGCUACAACCACUACGCCAACAACAAAAGCCACAACCACCACACCAACAACAAAUGCUACAACCACAACAGCCAAAACCACCACCACAACAGCAGUUCCAACUCGCCCUCCACCAGUUGUAACCAUAGAGUUUGUCAUUUUAGUAAUAUUUACUCCAGACCUUCAAAACACACUAAGUGAGGCAUUUAAGAAACUAGCAGAUGAAGUUCAAAUAGAGUGUGACAAAAUAUAUAAACUGAAGUAUGGAGUUCUUUUCAUCAGGAGUAUUGUGAAAGCUUUCAGAGCUGUUGCCAGAACCCGAGCAGAUCAAAAUGUAGAGGCAGAGCUUGAUUUAGUGUUUAGUCAAACAUCCACUGAACCGAUCCCCAACAACAAAGACAUUGUGGAGACUCUGAAAGAAGCCGCUACAAAUCCAACUUCAGGCUUCAACCUCACCCUUGAUGAAACCUCUAUUAUUGUUGUUAAAUCAGUGAAGAUAAUUCCAUUGACAAUCCUCAGCAAUGGAACCUUUGUGGCUGCUCUUUCAAAUAAAAAUUCUACCGAAUUUCAGAACAGGGCUACGAUGAUAAAAGCAGGGCUUGAACCUUUCUUCUUUGCUGAUUAUCAAACAUCAUUCAGCACCAUAUCUCUAACAAACUUCAGUGAUGCCAAUGUAAAAAUAAGGAGCGUGCCCACGAUCCGAAACUCCAUGGAUCUUGUAUUCGGAGCGGACGCUGUUCUACCCAAUAGCACCCAGAUAGUGAACACUGUGGUACGAGCGGCCAGAAACAACACGUUACCCUUCCAGAUCUUCACUUCUUCAAUCAUAAUAAAUGGAAUCGAAUUUUCAUCAGGUGAAGUCAGCAGCAGGAUCAGUGUGGUGACCGCUUCAUUCCUGGUUGCUGUGUCGCUUCUGGUUCCAUGGUUUAACUGAACCUAACCUCUCAUGCAAAUAUAACGGAUUCAGACGGGUCUGAAUCUUCCUGGCCUCAAAUGAAGGACUCGUACAUGUAAACAAAACUCUGAAUGCAUCAGUUUUAUAGAACUGAAUGUGUCUGUUUUUAGCUCUGGUUCUGUUUUCCAAACAGGGUAAAAAAUAUCUCGUCAUACAAGCACUUUAAGUAAUUUAUUUAAAAAAAAAUGUUUGACUCAGUUAAAUCAUAUUGUCAUUGAUUUAUUUUCUGAUCAAUGUAAUCUGCAAAUCAAGUGGCAGUUCUUUAAGUUCUUUAAUUUAUUCUUUGUUAAUUCUGUAUAUGUGUUGUAAUCGGAUGAGUAAAACAAGUGGGUUCAACUUUACAAUCUACAAAAGAAUAUUGUAAGCAACAACAACCACAUUUUAAACUGAAUGCUAUUGUAAUAUUUUAAUAUAUAUUUAUAUAAAUGUGUAAUAUAUAACCAACUCUGCUAUAUCUAAGAUAAACUAUGGCAAAACUACUGAAAUUCAAUGCAUAUGUCUAAUGGUUCAAAUUAAUCAUGGUUUGGUUUGUUUCUCGGUUUUACAGUCAUGGUUUCGGUACGGUUCGGUAUGUGCUAUUUUUUGGGGAAAAGUAUUAUACUGUCAAAUAAAGAAAAUUAGAACAUAUAAUUUAAUCGCUAACUAGCAACAGUACAAAUAAAUGCAAUAGAGCAAAGACAAAUCAAAUGAAGAGAGCUUUUUAGUUUUUUUUAGGUAGGUCCAACAUUAGUUUUAUGUGUUGUUAUUAUUAACAGGCCAUAUUACAGAAGCAUUGUGAGGUUUAAGUUGAACCGCAGUGCAAGUGCGCGCCGGACCAAGGGUGGAGAACAGUAAGGUUCAGAUUUUUGUUUACCAAAAACCAUUACAACCAUGGCUACAAAAUAUCUUUAACACAUGCCACAUUCUCAGGUUUAUUUUCAUUUCUCAGUUUACAUGUUGUUUUCUCAGCUGUCAUCUCUAAAAUCAGAUUCUACAUCUCCACCCACAAGCCUGUGUGUCCAGUUUCUGCUUAGUUUCAUUUCUGCAUUGAUUCAUGAGACUUUUUGAGAUAAAGAAAACAAAAACAUCCGUAUAAUCAGACCAUUCUCAUAGAUAUCCACCUCAUUUUUAACAUAAGGGCAUUUGUGACCAUUUGGAACUUGAAUGUGUGAGACCUCUGUAUAAUUCACUUCCAGAUUCACUUCCAGUCUGUUAUGCUGUUUAAUAUAAUAUAAAUAGGCUGAUGAACUGGAAGUCUGGAACAUUUACAGAAAAUGGCUUCUUUCCUUCCUGCAAAAUCAGGUGGAUAGCCUAGAAUUAAUUACAGAUAGAGAGGUGUGACCUCACUGCGGUGUUUAUGCCUACCCGGAAGGCUGCAGUCCAAUGAAAAUAUUUGUUUACAUUCUCAAGUAUUGUGUACAAGGGCUGCAUGAUUAUUCUAAUGUGAUUGUAAUGCGUAUCUCAUCAGU